AUGCCGCGGGGCCGGCGGGGCGGCGGGGCCGGGCAGCAGCCGGUGCUCAGCAGGUUCUUCGGGCCGGCGGCGAGCGGCGGCGAGCGCGGCCCCCGGAGCACGGCUUCUGAGUUUGGCACCAAGAGGAGCACAUCCACUGAAAGCAAUGAGCCCUGUGAAAAGAAGGCCAAGGCACGACAGAUUACUCUGGAAGAGAUCUGCAACCCACUGAGGACUCAUGAGAAAAAACCUCAGAAGUGUGGGAAGCCCCGUGUCUGUUUGCAAACUCUGGACAGGCUGAGAGAGUUCUGCAGCGAUUCAAACCAGCAGUGUGCCAGAGCCCGGGAGGAUGGCUUUCAGGGGAAAGAACCUCUGAGUUUGGAAAAAUGUCCCAGUCUUACUGGGAAGAGCUCAGAGCUGAAAAACCCAUCUUGGGACACCAGCCCGAAGGUCACACAGAAGGAGGAGUCACCCUGUAAUCUCAGUCAGUUUUCUGCAUCUCUCAAGUCCUACGAAAAUUCUCAGAAUUCUUCAGAUACAAAUCUUAAUAGAAGAACCAGAAGCAUUUACACUCCACUAGAGCUCCAGUUCAUAGAAAUGAAAAAAAAGUACAAAGAUGCUGUUUUGUGUGUGGAAUGUGGAUACAAAUACCGGUUCUUUGGGCAAGAUGCAGAGAUUGCAGCCAAAGAGCUGAACAUUUACUGUCACCUGGACCACAACUUCAUGACUGCCAGCAUCCCCAGCCACCGGCUCUUCGUCCACGUGCGCCGCCUCGUCGCCAAGGGACACAAGGUUGGAGUAAUAAAACAAAUGGAAACUGCAGCACUGAAAGCUGCUGGGGAAAAUAAAAGCUCUCUCUUCAGCCGUAAGCUGACUGCCCUCUACACUAAGUCUACACUUAUUGGAGAAGAUGUGAACCCCUUGUUGAAGCUGGACGAUUCUGUGGAUGUUGAGGAGGUAACAGCAGAUGUGCCUGAUAACUACCUGCUCUGCAUCUGUGAGAAUGGAGACAGCCUCAAAGGCAGGAAGAAAGGUGACACUGUUACAGGCAUUGUGGCCAUCCAGCCAACCACAGGAGAAGUAAUUUUUGACAGUUUUCGGGACGGCGCUUCCCGCUCGGAGCUGGAGAGCCGGGUUCUGCGCCUGCAGCCAGUUGAAAUAAUUCUUCCAUCCAGGCUGUCAGAUCAAUCUGAAAAGCUCAUCCACAGUAUAACCUCCAUGAGGUUACAGGAUGACAGAAUUAGGAUAGAAAGGAUGGAAAGCCUCAAUUUUGAGUACAACCACGCUUUCCAGAGGGUUACUGACUUCUACACAAAGGAGGUGCCUGGUGCUGCAGGUCCUCAAAACCUAUCUGUAGUGCUAAGCUUGGAUAAGCCUGUUAUUUGCUCUCUGGCAGCAGUAAUUGCCUAUCUCAAAGAAUUUAAUUUGGAAAAGAUGCUUUAUAAUCCAAGCAAUUUCAAACAGUUGUCCAGUGAAACUGAACACAUGACAAUUAAUGGGACAACAAUGAAAAACCUUGAAAUUCUGCAGAAUCAGACUGACAUGAAAACAAAAGGGAGCCUGCUCUGGGUCUUGGAUCACACAAAGACCUCGUUUGGGCGUCGGAGGUUGAAGAAAUGGGUGACCCAGCCCCUGCUGAAAAUCAGUGAAAUAAAUGCCCGGCUUGAUGCUGUGUCUGAGAUUCUCCUGUCAGAAUCCAGCGUGUUUGGCCAGAUCCAAAACCUUCUUUGUAAGCUGCCAGACUUGGAGAGAGGCCUCUGCAGUGUUUUCCACAAGAAGUGCUCCACCCAGGAAUUCUUCUUGAUAGUCAGCACCCUGUCUCGCCUGGACCUGGAAAUCCAAGCUCUGGUCCCAGUCAUCCAUUCUCACGUGAGAUCUCCUCUGUUAAAAAAUGCACUGUUGGAAAUCCCAGACCUUCUCUCUCCAGUGAAACAGUAUUUGAAGGUCCUUAAUGAAGAAGCAGCCAAGGCUGGAGAUAAAACACAGCUGUUCAAGGACCUCACAGACUUCCCUGCCAUCCGAAAGAAGAAGGAGGAGAUCCAGGACGUGCUUUCUAAAAUCCAAUUGCAUCUGCCGGAUAUUCGCAAACAGAUCAAGAACCCUUCUGCAGAGUAUGUUACAGUGUCAGGUCAAGAGUUUUUGAUAGAAGUCAAGAAUUCCCAUAAAUCAUGUGUGCCAUCUGACUGGGUGAUGGUUAGUAGCACCAAAGCUGUCAGCCGCUUCCACUCGCCGUUCGUCACCGACUCCUACCGCGUCCUGCAGCAGCUCCGCGAGCAGCUCGCCCUCCACUGCAGUGCAGAGUGGCUCAGCUUCCUGGACCAUUUCAGUGAACAUUAUCACCCCGUGUCUAAAGCCAUUUGUCACCUAGCAACUGUGGACUGCCUGUUCUCAUUGGCCCAGGUGGCCAAACAAGGAGAGUACUGCAGACCGGCUGUGCGCGACAACCGCGAAAUCGUCAUCAGGAACGGGAGGCACCCUGUGAUCGACGUGCUGCUGGGGGAGCAGGACCAGUAUGUCCCAAACACCACCAGCCUCUCAGGAGAUGGUGAGAGGGUGAUGAUAAUAACUGGGCCCAACAUGGGAGGGAAGAGCUCCUACAUCAAGCAGGUGGCACUGAUCACAGUCAUGGCACAGAUUGGCUCGUUUGUUCCUGCAGAAGAGGCCACAAUUGGAGUUGUGGACGGAAUUUUCACCAGAAUGGGCGCCGCGGACAACAUCUACCAAGGGCGGAGCACCUUCAUGGAGGAGCUGACCGACACGGCCGAGAUCAUCAGGAAAGCCACCCCCAGGUCCCUGGUGAUCCUGGACGAGCUGGGCCGAGGCACCAGCACCCACGACGGCAUUGCCAUCGCUCACGCCACCCUGGAGCACUUUAUCAGAGAUGUGCAGGCGCUGACGCUGUUCGUCACCCACUACCCAUCCGUGUGCGAGCUGCAGCGGCUGUACCCCCGCGCCGUGGGCAACUACCACAUGGCCUUCCUGCUCAACGAGGACGACUCCAGCCAGCAUGCAGGAUCUGAAGUGGAAGAGAAUCCUGAAUUUAUCACUUUUCUUUAUCAAAUAACCAAAGGAGUCUCUGCAAGGAGUUAUGGGCUAAAUGUUGCCAAACUGGCAGAUAUUCCUGAAGAAAUCUUGAAGAGAGCAGCUCACAAAUCAAAGGAAUUGGAGAGAAUAGUGAACAUGAAAAGAAAAAAAAUGAAGUCCUUUGCUGAAGCAUGGAAGAUAAAUGAUUCUCAGGAACUACAGAAAUGGAAAAAUAUGUGUGAACCUGAGGAUGAAAGGAAGGAUGGUUUUUAAUCCUCAAAUCAUGGUUAGGGAUGGAAGAUACUGGAGCUGCAAAUACAUGUCUGGAGAGUAAUGGAUUCUAUCAGGGUGCAGUUCCAGGUGCACUGAGUUGCCUUUUCUGCUUUCUGAGAGAUCACAGAUGAUGCAUCAUGUGAAAUUUUCUCUCUCCACUUCCUUUUCACCCUUUUCCUUAUUUGCAAACUGUCUAUGGGGAUCGAAUCCAAUUUGUUUUAAAAACCAUGAAAAAGUAUUGAUAAAUUAUAAGGUAAAAUUUUUUAAAAAAAUAAAAUAAUGUGUUUCACCUUUAUUGCACUUUGAUUUCUGAAGAUUUGAUUUCUGUGUCUGUUGGGAAAACGUAGCUGAGUCUCAACUCUGUCACACAGCCAGCAGCUGCUAACAGUGGAUACUAUAAAGAGACUUUUUACCUUGUUCCAAUGUGAAUGCAUGAAAAAUCCACUGAUUUUUUUAGAGCACCUUUCUUCCUGAUCUUUCCCCUGUCUAGCAAGGUUGGGAGAAAGAGUUAAUCCCAAAAAUAAUGUUGGGGUAUUGUAAGGGUGAGUGAAAAGGGCGAUUCAGGGAGUGCAGCUGCACCCUCAGUGCUCUGUCAAAUGCAAAGUGAAGCUGAAAAAUUCGGAAGGGAUUCUGAGUUUUUAAAUUUACAGUUACCACUGUCACAUGGAAGGUGUGUGUUUAUCUAAGCCAGGCUUAGGAGGGACAGGGCUGGGUGCAGUCCCUGCCUCUGUGUUUGGUUAUUUUAAAAAGUUACUGUGGAAUGUGCAAAACAAAAUACAUUACCAGGAGCAAUUACCUCUGUUGCUGCCAGACAACAUCUUUCACCCAGGGAAUUCUCCAGAGGAUUCUUGUGUUGCAUAGUUUUCCUGAGGUAUUUAUAGAAGUGACAUGAAUUUGCUAACACAGAAGUUUGCAAGGUGUAUAAAUCAAUUCAGGGAUCACUGAAAUGUCAGCUGAGUCAGUUAUAACAAAAAGUGUGUUUUCUGCAAUGAAAUUAAUGUUUGGUAUUGAUAGGAAUCUGAAA
This is a messenger RNA of Catharus ustulatus (Swainson's thrush), 4300 nucleotides long. RefSeq names its product mutS homolog 3 (gene MSH3). The transcript has 24 exons. Gene Ontology annotation, biological process: mitotic recombination; somatic recombination of immunoglobulin gene segments; mismatch repair. Bases 1 to 3276 code for a protein of 1091 amino acids. Lineage: Eukaryota; Metazoa; Chordata; Aves; Passeriformes; Turdidae. Gene Ontology annotation, molecular function: ATP binding; ATP-dependent DNA damage sensor activity; mismatched DNA binding. The record is from RefSeq and is a predicted model, not a curated record. Gene Ontology annotation, cellular component: nucleus.